Ruditapes philippinarum (Manila clam) is the source of this 4408-nucleotide messenger RNA. RefSeq names its product NXPE family member 4-like. The transcript is spliced from 8 exons. Bases 979 to 2682 code for a protein of 567 amino acids. The record is from RefSeq and is a predicted model, not a curated record. Lineage: Eukaryota; Metazoa; Mollusca; Bivalvia; Venerida; Veneridae.
UGUUUUUAUUCAGUGAAAUGACAAUCAUAGGAAAUAGUUAAGAAUGUAACACAAGAAAAUCUAGAAAUCAAUGUACUAUACCAAGAUUUUUGUUCCAAAGUAAUCAAAAUUAGUUGACAAACACGUGGUGCCACGUCACUGCUAUUUCCACUUACAUUUUGAAAGUAUGUAGUAAACCAAAACAUGGGUACGCAAAUGAAAUACUUUUCAAUUGGUUAAAAUUCAGAUACAAACUUAUAUUUAUCGUUGAUUCACUAUAGCCGCAGAUAAGCAACUUGCCUAAAAUAGAUGUACACAAAUGUGAAACAAAUCGCCAGCCUUUAAUGAUUGGAUCAUACUUUAUAUGAUCGUGUGCACAAUGUGCUCUUCGGAACUUUCGUAGUUUACAUUAUCCAUGAAAUCCACAAAAAAUAAUCCCUUGCGAUAAAAAUAAUUUCACAAUAUGAAUCAUUUUAAUGAUGCAAUAACAUGCGCUUUUUUAAGAUUUUUUUUUCUUUUUUGAAAAUCCAUUUGGAUUGAUAUUAUAAUACCCACAGGAAAUAACUGAUCCGAUCAUUCACGGCCGAGCCAAAAGAAUAUAGUUUUAACAUACUAAAGAGGCUUUUCUUUUGAUACAAAUGGUAUAUUACCAUACAACUGUUUACAAUAUUUGAUUUAACAAACACUAAAGUGGACAUUAUACUGAUUGAAUUUUAAUAUUUGUCUGAUAUUUUUUGAUAUCUUACUGUUAAAUAUUGUUAAAUGUUAUUGAAAAAACUAUUGUUUAUUAUCAUUGUACAGUACAAAGUAGUGUGCGUUCAAUGUUUGUCAGCUGGUGUUUUAAAGUCGUAAAUUAUCCAUAAUACUGUAUUUGUUAAGUGUCAACAUUGCAAUAAUUUUGUAACAACAUAACACCUGGUAUUGGAUAUAUCUGAAUCUGUAAAUAAUUUAUUUGUGAUAUCCAAUGAAUCACAAUCAAUUACCAUACUGUGCUAAAUCAUGAAUAAGGUAACAUUGUUGAUUUGUUUGUUCCUCACCUCCAUUGGAAUACAAUUACUUUUUUUCGAUUCAAAGUAUAAAGAAAACGAAAAACAACGUAAAUAUGAAUGGAAAAAUGACCCAUUAAGGUCACAAUCCCAAAGGCUAAACAAAGAUAAGCAUUUACGAAACCGAAUGGACAUUAAAGCUCGAAAAGACAUUGUAGUGGUCAAACAAUGUAAAGAUGCGAAUACUGCCGCAAGCGCAUUGUUCUCCACAUUAAUGCUAGAUUCCUUAGAUCGGUUGUUUAAGAUUGGAGAUAAGAUUCGUGUAUUGGUAGAACUAUUUGAUUCAUAUGGGAAAAGGAAAACAAUAGGCGGAGACCAUCUUCGUGCUAGAAUAUGGAACGUUGAGUUUAGUCUAUCAGCUCCUGGGACAGUGUUUGACAAUACAAACGGAUCAUAUAUGAUAAUAUUUGAAUGUUUCUGGGGCGGACCAUCACAGAUAAGUGUAUCAAUAGCAUAUACACGAGAAGGAGUUUCAGCACUUUUUAGAUUGAUGACAAGAGUACUUGCCAUGGUAAACAUUGAAGCAAGGUACGAGCAUGAAAAUGAAACGGAAGAUGCGUUAUGUCAUCCCGACGUUAACCACCUAAAUGUACAUACACACUAUAAAGAAAUUUGCAAUUUUACUCUUUUAAAUUCAGGAUUACCAUGGUUUUGUGGUAAACCUGAAAAUAAAAAUAUAAAUUGCAAGGAUUGGAAAUAUAGUAGACAUACAUACCAAGAUAAUACAUAUUUGCUUAAUCAAUGUGAACAAGAUGUUUUAAAAAGUAAACAGAAUACAUCAACAUAUUGCACAAAAUGCUUUAACACAAUAUUAAUGUUACUGUUGUACUUUCACAGAUCACACCAAACGAUUCAACAAACUAUUAACGUUACUAUUCAAGAAACGACGAAGAAUAAUCAAGUUGAACGAAUUUCUUGCCUCGAAUAUAAUACAACUAAUUUGUGGUUUUUGAAACAGACAACCGGAUAUUUACAAAAUUUGACUUGGCAUACAACCCAUUGCAAAGGCUUUUUCCAAGAAGACCUUGGUGAUUGUAUGAGAAAUAAAACACUUUAUCUAUUUGGAGAUUCAACAGUCCGGCAAUGGUAUUCAGCAAUAAAAAGUCGGAUCAAUUGCAAACACUUAACGAAGACAAACCCGAAAUUAACAGCAGCAGAGUGCAUCGUGAAAAACAAGAACUUUACGAUGUUUUUAGCACCACACUGUUAUCCGUUUUACAUAAGCAAAGAUCAAUGGAAAUAUGCUUUAGAUUAUCUAACGUCAAUAGCUAGACGAAUUAACCAAAUACCACCAUUUGAAGAUGCAAUAGUUUUAGUUCAUAUAUUUGCACACAUGAAAACAUUCCACUAUAAGAACUUCAAAGAAAAGAUCAGUAAUAUACGUCAUGCCAUUGAAACGCUUUUAGAAAGGAAUAAGCAGGUUAAAGUAUUUAUUAAAAUGCCACAUACAUUUACUAAUAAUAUUGCAGGAAUAAAUGACUUUUUCGAAUCAAAAUUUUCAGAAAUAAUAUUCGAGGUUUUUGAAGGGCUAUUUAAUAAGGUAAUACCCUUAGAUCAAAAAGACGCAACGAAUGCCGCGAUGUCCAAAUUUUUGCAUCCUCCAAACUUUAUAGCCGAUGCUAUGGUGAAUCAGAUGUUUAGUUACAUAUGUGAAUAAAUGAACAAAACAAAACACAAUCAUCAAAUUAAAAAAAGGAACAGGAGACAUUUGGUUUUAACUACACUCUCGUAUAAGCUAUUUAUUGCACUUUUUUAAUUCAGAGACUUAGUUCAAUUAAAAAUUACAUUACCAAUUACAAAUUAGUGACAAAAAUAACCAGCUGCGAAUUCUUUUUAUUUGAUACUGCAAUUUCAAAAAACAUACUGUCAAAUGAAGAUAAAAUGUGGAACUUAAAACUGUUUAUGCAUGGUAAAACAAUUAUGAGGCAAAAUGCGCUAAAGUAGAAAAAGAAGAUAAUUUUAGAAACGAGCAGAUCAGAGAGGUUUAGACUGACAUUUAUUGAAUCUCUUCAUGUAAUUUACCUAUUGAAGCUAGUAGAGAAAACUAGCUAAGCAUGGAUUUGAGCGUUUCCAGAACACGUGUUUAUGAUUUUGAAUUUGUGUUUGGAUGGAGAAACAUGAACAUAGAUGAAUGCUAGUUUAUCUCUGUAUAUGUAUUAUAAGGAUAAUGUUUGAAAUCGUCUCGAUUCGGUGUUUUUUAUGCAUAUAAAUCAAAAAAUAUAUUUCUCUAACGUUUAAAUGGGCCAGUAUAAUUGUCACUCAUGGAUAUUACAAACUUCCUUUUCAAUGAAAAGAUGACGGCCACCACUUUUAAAACAUGAAAAGGAGGAUUAAAAAAUAUUUCAAAUAUUCUAAAGGUUUUGUGUCAUAUAGUGCCAUAGUUUUGUUGGAGAAUAUAUAUUAGAGAGAGAAAGACAUUACAUCCAAAAUUAAUAUGAAUUCAAUAAAUAAUAUAAUUAUGGGUUACAUAAAGCUGAUGAAAUAUUACAUACAUAUUGUUAUCAAAGAAAUACAUGUUUAUCAAAUAAUCAUACACGUUUCAUCAUUUAUUCAAAAUAGAAACAAUAAGUCGAUAAGCAUGCAGUGCACAAUAUAAAUUAUAUAUAUUAUACACUUAUGUUUUAAAUAUUCAGAUAUAUCGCUGCAAUAAAAUGCAAACACUUGUAUUUUCAUUUUCCGUAUUUUCUGUUAAAAUUUACCUAUCACAUUAGUGGAACUAAUUGUCGGUAUUUUCACUGGCGUGUUGAAUGACUUCUGUCUUCUAAAUUUAUAACAAGUAAUAUUAAAAGUAAAUAAUAAGAAAAGAAAGAUACUCAACUGUUUUAGCUAUUUUAUCAUAUUAAAACGAGAAAAGUAUAUAAUAAACAAGACUUAUCAUUGUUUCUAUAAUUUCGGGAUUUUUCUUUCACCUCGGGAAAUGAAAUAAUCAAAUCUUACAAGUGACUACAGUCACGUGAAAAAUAUUUAUUUUCAUAAAACUUGCUGAGUAUACAUCUUGUAUUUGGUAGCUGAUUUUGAACACUUUUGUGCAGCGUGUUGUCGACCUUGUCGACAGAGACUUGGGCGCAUUGUCGUACUGUCGUCUUGUCGCUAACGAUGCAUGCCAAAGGGCGCGUUGUCUUCCGGCAUGUUGUCGCGAUGUCACAUUUUCGCUCGGCUCAUAUCGAAGGAUUGGCUAUUUUUAUAAAUAUAAACAAAGCGUAAAGGCGACAUGGCGACAACACGCCGAUUGGUGUGCUUCGCUAGCAACAAAAUGACAAGAUGACAGUUCAACGACGCACCAUUCGGUCCGUUUUCCUAGCCACAAGACGACAAGACAAAAAAAAAGGCGAUAACGAUAUGGGUUAGAUUGUCGCUAAAAACAACGCAACGCGCAAAGUGUA